AUAUAAUCUCAGGGAGGGUCCUCGCCGGCUACAUCAACCGAAACAAUCUAGGUAUAGGCUUCUCCUUCCCCAUUCCAGCGAGACACGCAGCUUUCUAAAGAAUUCGCCGGAAGCUUACACCGCCGAUUCCAGUGAGUCACGCAGCAGUCAGGGUCGUAUCAACAAGCAUGGAUUCACAUAUUAAGGUAUUGGUGCGUGUCAAUGGAACGUGGGAUACCCAUGGAAAUUUCAGUUCAAAGUACGACACUAUUAUCGAUGUCCGUUGCGAGACCACUCUAAAUUCACUCAUGGACACUGUUAAAGCACACAUUCCUAUGGACUGGUCUCAAAAUGAUGUGCGUUUAUCUUACAUGGUUGCCUUGUGUCCACCGCCUAUCGUUAUUUCGGAUGAUGCUGAACUGCUCUUCUACCUGAGGUUGAAGUCUUACCAAAACGACAUGUCAUACCUGCCAUUAUGCAUGGAGGUUUUACCUACUGAUCCAGUACGUGACGUGUUUGCUCAAGACAUUUCCUCAUAUGAUGUUGUUCCAGCCAGUAACACGUGUUACACUACACAAACUCUGGCGUGCACUCCCGACGUAACGGGCCAAAGCAACACAAACAACAUGUCCAGCAAAACCUUUAAUGGCAUCAUUGAUCCCUCCAACAGUAUGAAAAGAACCAAUCGAACCAAACGCAGGAGACCUUCUGCAAAACCAGAUGAUGUAAUUUCACACUAUCACCCGACCACUCUUCAACUUGACAGCAUUUAUAAGUCCAAGGAAGACUUAUGCCACCAUCUGCAAAUGUAUGCCGUAUCUAAUAGCUUUCAGUACAAGACAAAGCGGUAGAAUAGGUCCGUGUUGCACGUUGACAUAAUUUGAAAUCCAAAACCCCCGAAAUUCAAAUUAAUUAUAUAAACCCCAACAUGAAACAACAACGAUACCUAGAUACACGCAUGCAUACUGCCAAAAUUGUAUCUUUAGCAAACUUAAAUCACAAAAACACACUGCCAAACCCUACCUUGACCUUCACCAUACGCUUAAUCAGUGGAAUUUCAUCCAUUGCAUCAUCCGCUGACAAUGCAUGACCAUCACUGUUCAAAGCCUCCUCGUUCGCCAUUGCUAUCCUCACACUGCGCCUUCUCGCCGGAACCGAACUUCCAGGGGUCGCAAUCUCCGUAGACUUCAUGUCUCUCGCGCCUAAUAUGGGGAAGUGCGAAACAGCAGCCGGAUUUUUCGACCUCAAAAACCGGGAAGCAUGCAACAGCUAAAAAAGCGUAUCCGGCGCCUGAUUAUCCUCCUCUGAAAUCGUAACAUCCACUGCCAGCAUCAAACCAAUAAAUCUAAUUUUUUUAA
Molecule: messenger RNA, 1337 nt
Organism: Cuscuta campestris
Lineage: Eukaryota; Viridiplantae; Streptophyta; Magnoliopsida; Solanales; Convolvulaceae
Source: the annotation of a GenBank genome assembly